Messenger RNA from Penicillium verrucosum, 906 nucleotides. RefSeq lists its product as uncharacterized. The coding region runs from base 1 to 906 and encodes 301 amino acids. The record is from RefSeq and is a predicted model, not a curated record. Gene Ontology annotation, biological process: biosynthetic process. Gene Ontology annotation, molecular function: acyltransferase activity, transferring groups other than amino-acyl groups. NCBI's taxonomy places the organism in Eukaryota, Fungi, Ascomycota, Eurotiomycetes, Eurotiales, Aspergillaceae. The transcript has a single exon.
AUGGCCACCUUCCCCCAAUCUCCGAACUACACAGACUGCGUUCGCGCUCAGCACCAGUUAAUCAGUUCGCACCUAAACAUCCCAGCAAUCGAUGUGGUGGUUGGUUUCUCCAUGGGAGGUCAGUGCUCUUACUACUGGACUCUGAUGUACCCGGAGUUAGUCGCGAACGCGGUCAUCAUAUGCUCCUCGGCUCGUACCAGCCGGCAGAACUACCAGUUUCUCGAGGGACCGAAGGCUGCGCUGGAAUAUGCCGCUGACUACCGGAAGGGAGAUAACAACACAACGUCUUCACGGCCGCUGGGUGGGUUACGGGCUUUUGGAAAAGCGUACUCGGCGUGGUUGACAAGCCCGGAGUGGUUUGAGAACGAGAUGUAUAAGUCCUUGGGAUACGAGACACUGAGCCAUUGGGAUGAGGAGGUGGCUGGGACGAACUACUACAACUGGUAUCCUGAUGACUUGCUUGCCAUGCUAGGCAUGUGGCAGAGAGGCGAUGUCACUUCGAUAUUGGGAGAUGCAUCUGUUCAAGAAGCGUUAUCACGGAUCAAAGCGCGUGUUCUGGUUAUGCAGCGCGUGUUCUGGUUAUGCAGCGCGUGUUCUGAUUAUGCAGCGCGUGUUCUGGCUAUGCAGCGCGUGUUUUGGUUAUGCAGCGCGUUUUUGGUUAUGCAGCGCGUGUUCUGGCUAUGCAGCGCGUGUUCUGGUUAUGCAGCGCGUGUUCUGGUUAUGCCGUGUUCGACAGAUCAGUACUUCCGUUGGGAAGCAUCCGAGAAGGACUCGCGUGUCAUUCCUCAUUCAACAUUCAAGGUCGUACCAUCUGCAUGGGGCCAUCUGGCUGGAUUGGGUUGUAAUGCAGCGGACAAAGACUUCAUGGAUCAGGCGAUUGCCGAAUUUUUGGGGGACAAUGGAUAA